Bactrocera dorsalis (oriental fruit fly) is the source of this 4870-nucleotide messenger RNA. It is a transcript of the gene Tep2, whose product is annotated as CD109 antigen. Bases 262 to 4602 code for a protein of 1446 amino acids. Gene Ontology annotation, molecular function: endopeptidase inhibitor activity. The transcript has 11 exons. Lineage: Eukaryota; Metazoa; Arthropoda; Insecta; Diptera; Tephritidae. Gene Ontology annotation, cellular component: extracellular region. The record is from RefSeq and is a predicted model, not a curated record.
AUACAAUACAACGCGAAAGCCCAUAAGCAUGAGCUCGUAGCCAGCUGCUGGUCAUUCGCAAUGCAACUGUUGACGCGAGCGCUUGUCUACAUACGAUAGUUCGAUCGUGUUUUGUGAUACUACAAGUGAAUUAUUUUGAAAUUGUAAAGUGAAAUAUAUAUCACAGUUGAGUUAACAUAUACAUACAUAUUUACGACAAUUCAAAAGAGAAAAGUUCAUAAUUGGAAAUAAAAACACACUGAAGAAUUGAACGGUAACAAGAUGUCGCGUCGGCUAUUUAUUGCCGUUUUUGAAAUUAUACAAAUCGUCGCUUUGGUAAGCGCAGCCGGCCAUUACUCAGUAAUCGGACCUGGCACGAUACGCUCCAAAUUUAAAUACAAUGUAGCCGUUUCAGUGCACAAGGCCGAAGGACCAACCAAAAUAGAUGUUAGCAUUAUGGGUCCCUCGUAUAAUGAGACUAAAACUGUAGAGCUGCAGCCGAUGUCCACUGAAAAUGUUGAAUUUGAUGUGCCACAACUGCAGGAUGGCGCUUAUAGUCUGGUUGCGAAAGGCGUGUCCGGGCUCAUCUUCGAGAACUCCACAAAGCUAAACUAUGCAGACUACAAGCCAGCCACAUUCAUACAAACCGAUAAGGCCACCUAUAAACCAGGUGACUUAGUGCAGUUUCGUGUGCUAUUUUUGGAUGCCAAUACGCGUCCAGCAAAAAUUGAGCAGCCCAUCUCGAUACUGAUUAAUGAUGGCGCACGAAAUCGUAUUAAACAAUUGCAAGACGUAAAGUUGACUAAAGGUGUUUACACCGGUGAAUUUCAACUCUCCGAACAACCUGUGCUCGGCGAUUGGAAUAUCGAUGUCGUUAUUGAGGGUCAAUCACCGGUAUCCAAGUCCUUUGAGGUGGCCAAAUAUGUAUUGCCUAAAUUUGAAGUGUCUAUUGAAACCGCCAAGGAUGUAGCCAUACCGGAUGGCGUCAUUAAGGUGACCGUGCGCUCAAAGUACACCUACGGUAAAUCUGUUGAAGGCACAGCCACGGUAUCCAUUAAACCCCUAUAUCAUCAUUAUGGCAUGAAUAUUCAACCAGAGGCAACCAAAAUGGUUUAUGUCGACGGCAAAGGACAUGUUGAGUUUGAUUUAAGUAAAGACUUAAGUAUCGGUAGUGAGCGCACAUAUGUGCCGCCAUUAAAAGUAUUCGCUACGAUGAAGGAGAAACUCACUGGCAAUACACAAAAUGCCACAGCUACUAUUAACUUGCAUUCCGAGCGCUAUCGCAUCGAAGGUGUUAACGUGCCAACCAAUUAUCAACCUUACAAACCGACCAAAAUUACCGUUGUUGUGAAGAAUGUGGACGGCUCGCCGGUACUUGAUACAAAGAAUAAAGCAAAAUUGACUGUGCAUCCGCCACGUAAUUAUAUGUUUAGAGAUUAUCUGUCUAAAGAUGAAGCCACUACUCCAAAGGAAGCAGAUCAAAUUAUGGAAUUUGAGUCAAAUCUUGACGAACACGGCAUGGCUACAUUUGAGUUUACUUUACCCGAAACUGACCGCUAUUAUACCGUUAAAUGUGAAUUCUUAGAUACAACAACAUAUCUUAGCUCAAUAUCUAAAUUUAUACCUACACUCGAUACACCAGAAUUGCUAAAAUUGACGGUGAACACAAAGAAUCCUCGUCUGGGCAAGCCCGUUGUGGUGGAGGUGGCAUCAAGUGAGAAAAUCCCAUACUUUGUUUACACCAUCGUUGCACGCGGCAAUAUCUUGAAGAGUGAAUAUGUCGAUGUGCCGGAGGGGCGACAAUCGCAGACCAUCAAAUUUAUACCCACCUUCGAAAUGAUACCGAAAGCCAGCUUAUAUGUACAUUAUGUCUACGACAAUAAUUUGCGUUUCGUAGAAAAGGCGAUACAGUUUGAAAAAGAAUUCGAAAAUACCAUCGACAUUAGCGCCCAACCCCAAGCGAAACCUGGCGAGCAGGUACAGCUUCAUAUAACAACAGAUCCUGAUUCAUUUGUCGGUUUGCUCGGUGUUGAUCAGAGCGUGCUAUUACUCAAAUCGGGCAAUGAUAUAACCCAGGAACAGAUAUUCAACACUUUAGGCGACUAUGAUGCUAGUACACCAUGGAUGCGAGGCUAUGGACGCUAUCCCGGACAGGAAUCCGGCGUGGUAACAAUGACAAAUGCCAAUUAUCCCUACAAUGAUGACCAAAAGAAAAAACAUCCUAAAGCGAGCGGUUCCAGCGGUGGUAACGUGCCAAUCAGUGGCGCCGCCAAUCGACGCAAACAAACGACGACAGAAAACUGGUUGACAACCAGCUCCACAACUGCUGGACCUAUAGCAUCUGAUAUUGGCAGCGUUGAGCAAUUUCAAUACGAAUUACGUGCGCGCGAAAACUUUUUUGAAAAUUGGAUUUUUUACAAAAUUUGCUCGGUGAAAUCCACGGAUGGCGGCAAUUUUACCUUGAGCAAGAAGAUACCCGACACCAUCACGUCAUGGGUUGUCACUGGCUUCUCGAUGAAUCCUAAUACCGGCAUUGCGCUCACGGCCAAUCCCACAAAAAUACAAGUGUUCCAGCCCUUCUUUGUCUCUACUAAUCUGCCGUAUUCGGUUAAGCGCGGCGAAGUUAUUGCCAUACCCGUUAUAAUUUUCAAUUAUAUGGACAAAGCUUUGGAUGCGGAGGUCGUAAUGGAGAAUACGGAUAAUGAGUAUGACUUUACCGAAGCCACCAAUGAGAUCGAGGACAAGCCCUUAGAUGUGGUGCAACGCGUUAAACGUGUCUCGGUUGCGUCAAAUACUGGACGCAGCAUUUCCUUUAUGAUACGGCCCAAAAAGAUUGGACAGAUUACAUUGAAAAUCACUGCCACCACGCCAUUGGCGGGUGAUGCCAUACAUCAAAUGCUUAAAGUGGAACCGGAGGGUGUGACACAAUACGAAAAUCGUGCCGUCUUCAUAAAUCUUAAAGAUAAAAAUGUUCACAAUGAGAAAUUAAAUGUAGAUGUGCCAGCCGAAGCUAUACCCGACUCGGAAUACAUCGAAUUUUCAGUGGUGGGUGAUUUGCUGGGGCCAACGUUGAAGAACCUGGACAAACUGGUGCGCAUGCCUUAUGGCUGUGGCGAACAAAAUAUGGUGAAUUUCGUGCCGAAUAUAUUAGUUUUGCAUUAUUUGGAUGCGAUCUCCAAGAGUAUGCCUGCAAUUACGGAGAAGGCAAAGAAAUUCCUCGAUAUUGGUUAUCAACGUGAAUUAACUUACAAACACGACGAUGGUUCGUACAGUGCUUUUGGCAAAUCUGAUAAGGCAGGCAGCACUUGGCUGACAGCAUAUGUGAUGCGUUCGUUCCACCAAGCAGCAAAAUACACAGAUAUUGAUCCCAAAGUUAUUGUAGAGGGUUUGGACUUUUUAGCGUCGAAGCAAGCACCAAAUGGUAGUUUCCCCGAAUAUGGAAAACUUUUCGAUUCGGCACAUCAAAAUGAAUUGGGUCUGACAGCAUUUGUUUUGCUGGCAUUCCUGGAAAAUGUGGAGCACAUAGAAAAGUACAAAACGCAGGUCGAUAAUGGCAUGAAAUAUAUAAUGGAUAAGGUGGAUAAAACAGACGAUCAAUACUCGCUCGCAAUUGCUGCAUUGGCACUGCAAAUUGCCAAAAAUCCCGCAGCCGAUAAGGUGCUAACAAAAUUACAAGGACUCGCUAAGCAGGAAAGCGAUCGCAAGUGGUGGUCCAAGGCAGAUGCUCCCACUGAGGGUAGUAGCGCCAUCUGGCGUUGGCACCCAAGUAGUAAUGACGUAGAGAUCACAUCGUACAUACUGCUCGCCAUACUAGAUAAAGAGGGCGCCGAAAAUACUUUGCCCAUUGUCAAAUGGCUGAUCUCACAACGCAACAGUAACGGUGGUUUUGCUUCCACACAAGACACCGUAGUCGGACUGCAAGCGCUCAUAAGCUUUGCAGAAAAAACUGGCGCCGGCAGUGGUACGAUGGAUAUUGAGUUUGUUUCAAGCGGCGGUGAGGAAAAUAAAGGUGCCAUUGCGGUGAACGCAGAAAAUUCCUUGGUGCUGCAAACACAUGUGCUACCGAAGACAACACGCCAAGUUGAUUUUACCGCCAAGGGUAAUGGCUCAUCUAUGGUGCAACUAUCAUACCGUUAUAACUUGGCUGAAAAGGAUAAAGCGCCAAGCUUCCAGGUGACAACCAAUGUCAAGGAAGACCAAAACUUACUAAUUAUGGAUGUGUGCGCCGAAUAUGUACCCGAGAGUGGAGCCGAUAAAGAGAAAGAAUCCAAUAUGGCUGUAAUGGAGAUAGCACUACCCUCCGGCUACACUGCGGAAACUGACGCUUUCAAUGCUAUUGAAGCGGUGGACCGCGUUAAACGUACGGAAACGAAAAAUUCCGAUUCGAUGAUAAUUGUCUACUUCGAUGGCUUGAAACCGGCCGAUAGCAAGUGUGUGCCCGUUAGAGCAGCCAAAACACAUGCGGUGGCCAAACAGAAGCCCGCAGCGGUCAGCAUCUAUGACUACUACCAAACAAAUCGUCGUGCCACCGAAUAUUAUCAGGUGAACUCAUCGCUUUGUGAUAUAUGUGAGGGCGAAGAUUGCGGUUCAUCGUGUCAAAAAUUGAAGGAAAGCAAUAAUUAAUGUACAUUAUCUUACUACAAGCAAUUCACAAUAAAAACGGCGAAUUUGUAAUGUAAAUUAAUAUCAGUGAUAAAUUUUUAUAUCGGAAUCAUGUAUGUCAAUUUGUGAAAAGAGGUUAUUUCCUUGCGCGUAUGUAUGUAUAUUUGUAUGAAAAAAUUAUCGAAGUUAAAUGGCUAACUAAAUUUGUUAGAAUAUCAAAUGUAUAAUAUAUAUUCUUCAAGCAAGCAUAUAUUUACCCAAAAUAAAACGGAAAAAUAUGAAAAUUUAA